AUGAAGGGCGCAUCCGAGUUCUGGUCGGCCAUGCGGCAGAGGUGGGCGGACUGGGCGCUUGUGGGGGUGAUGGGGGUCCUGUUCGUGGGCAUGGAGUACUCGGUGGAGCCGUACGUGCGGUACAUCCCCCGGGUGGAGAUCGAGGAGCUGAACUACCCGCUCAAGGACGAUACCGUGCCGGCCUGGGUCAUACCCGUGGGCGGGCUGCUGCUGCCGCUGGUGGCCUUCACGGUAUACAGGGUGGCGUGGAAGUGCGAGGCGCGGGAGUACCAUGAUUUGGUCCUGGGGGCGCUGAUGAACGUCAUGCUGACGGCCUGCGUGACGAGCACGCUCAAGGAGAUGGUGGGCAGGCCCAGGCCCGACUACUUCAGGAGGUGUUUCCCUGACGGUGUCAUGGAAUUCGGCGAUAGUGGCUAUCCCAAGUGUCACCCUGUCAGCGAAUCCAUUCUUCGGGAAGGGAGGAAGAGCUUUCCCAGUGGGCACUCCUCAUGGAGCAUGUGCACGCUGUCGUUCCUCUCUUUCUUCCUGAUGGGCAAGCUCCAAGUGUUCAGCGGAAUUCAGUCGUUCUGGAAGUAUGUUGUGAGCUUGCUGCCAUUCUUUGUUGCCAUCGGGGUUGGUGUCACAAGAGUCAGCGACUACUGGCAUCAUUGGACGGAUGUUGCUGCGGGUGCCUUGAUUGGUUUGGCCAUCUCGUUUUCUAUUUAUAUUCAGCUUUACAGAACUCCCUGGGCGAGAGCAGAUACACAAACUCCACUAUAUCAGCUGAUGGCGCAGACCGGCAGACAUAGUCUCAAGGACAACUCGAUGAUGCUGGUGCCUCGGUCCGCAGUGUCCAUAGAAAUAGGAGGGAAGGAUGCCUCGCAGUGCGAUGACAGUGAGUGCGGCUGCAUUGGAGCUGAAUUUGCAUGCAAAGAAUUGCCUGUCUCUUGUGAAUAUGACAGGUGCAAGUGUGUGGAAAUUGUGAGAAUUUUGAUAUGUGGUACCUUGAGUUGUUCUGAACACAAGAACCCACCAGGCGAAGUUCCUGCUGUCUGUAUGUGGUGGUCUCCUGCCAUGUUUGAAAUGGAUGUUUCUGUGCUGUCAGUCUGUUGGCAGGUGUUAAUACAACUCUUGGCAGGUGUUUUCCGUGUCUUAUCUGACAUGUUGCACAACACACUCUCUACUGCAGGCCAUCAGCCACUAGCGAAUGUGCAGGCUCUCAAUGUAAACUGUUUUCAAUUGUUUUGUUCCAAUCUACCUUUGGACCCUGUGGGCUGUACCUUUGGACUCAGUGUUCCCGCCGCCUGCAGCUGCUACGGGAUGAGGAUAUUGGUUGAGGGAAUGAAUGUGGAUUUAAUGUGUUGUGGGCUUGCAAUGCAGGACUGCCCUUGCUGGAACCAUAGAGGGGUGCUUGUAGCUUCCAAGUACGGAGGGACUGCCUAUCUUCACCGGGACUCACAUUGA
Molecule: messenger RNA, 1443 nt
Organism: Ostreobium quekettii
Lineage: Eukaryota; Viridiplantae; Chlorophyta; Ulvophyceae; Bryopsidales; Ostreobiaceae
Source: the annotation of a GenBank genome assembly